AUGGAGGUCGUCGCCGCCGCCAGUCCCGUGGUCUCGGAUGCCGCCCCUCGUCAAACCGCGCCUCCGCAAUACGAUUCAGUCUCACACGCGCACCGCGUGCAGAAUUACGACUCGCCCGCAUGGCAAGACACUCGCUACACCGCCUGCUUCCUGUUCGACUCAAAAGUACCUAGCGACGGCGCAGCGGAUCCCGAGUCCGAGUGGGAAGCCAGACUUCGCGUGAAGUCCCGCGACCUGCCACGGCUCAUGCGGGAGGGUUUCCACUGGACGCCCGCUAACUUCGACCCCGGCGCCACGUACAUCCAGAAAGAUCUCAGUGACGAGAAGAAAACGAUCAAGAGGCGCUGGACGCAGUCCCGUAACUUCUUUCUGUCGGACCUGAGCGACAGCCCUCACUGGGCCGCGACAUUGGUAAUCUAUGCUCGUAGCACCAGGGUCCUGUCGAGAUUCAAAGUAACCGACGUCACCCCGGAUACGAUGAGCUGGGCUGCCGCGUGGAAGAAGGAUGAGCAAUGGGGCAACGUGCAUUGGAUUUACGAAUGGGAUUGCCAGAAGCCGCAGGAAAGCUACAAUGCCGUGUACGGCGAAAUGCCGCUGGACGGGUGGUGGCCGUGGCCCAAAGGUGCGGUCGAUGGCAUUCCUGGAGUGCGGGAGAGUGGUUGGGAGACAGAACAAUGA
Colletotrichum destructivum is the source of this 678-nucleotide messenger RNA. RefSeq lists its product as uncharacterized. NCBI's taxonomy places the organism in Eukaryota, Fungi, Ascomycota, Sordariomycetes, Glomerellales, Glomerellaceae. Bases 1 to 678 code for a protein of 225 amino acids. The record is from RefSeq and is a predicted model, not a curated record. The transcript has a single exon.